AUUAAUAAUGUUCCUUUGUGUCAGCGUAUGAAUAAAAGCAAAUGCAGGACUAUUUUUAUGGCGUAUGUUUACACGGCGUGUUAUUACUUCCGACAUCCGAAUGUAUAUCAUUACAGUUUUGUGAAUAUCAUUAUAUUAAUGCUGUAUUAAUACGCAUAGUAGGUGACUUUCUUUAAAAUAAAUUAACUUGUCAGUGUGUGCGAGAUAUAUUUGUCCUAUUUUUGAACCUGUAGCGUUAUAAUUAGAUCUAACAUAUAAAUAUAUAGUUACAAAAAAGGAUGCUAUAAAUCAUGCAAAUUAGAUAGUGCUCGAUUAAAAUAUCUAAAAAUAGCAGGAAGAAAUUUACGACAAAUAAACCGCCACAUUUAGAAUGUCAGUAUCAAACGAGAAGAGACGUUUAUGUAUAUGUUAUUUUUUGUUUAUAUUUUGUUACACGUUAUUGUCUCUAUUAUUAUUUGAUAUAUAUGGCGGAUUCCAUUAUAAGGACGGUGUCCCUUCCAGUAGACCAUACGAGGCGGAAAUAGGAAUGUUUUCCAUCUCUGACGAACUAUAUGACGAAUAUGGAAAAUUACAUAUACGCAGGGAAAUAACUGGAUAUAUCAUGGAAAUACGAAUAUUGUCGUGUAAUAUUAAAAUUAAUAAUGGAACUUGUUUAGUUUCGUAUACAGAUUAUCCGUCGGUCAUGGCGUUCGUUUAUGUUGCCCUGUUCUGGCAUUUACUUCUCACAUUGUUCAUUUAUACACCUGUAACCAUCUUGCCUCUUUUCUCAACAAAGAGGCUGUGUAAUUUGAGGGAACGAGCACUGGAUAGGGUUGCAGUUACAGCGUUUAUUUUCAAAUGUGGGGUCCACGUUAUGGGAUACGUCAUAUAUGUGUUGAUGGUAGGACAAGACGUUGGGUUCUCCUGGAAUAAUUUGACAUAUGUUGUUAAAAUUGGUAUUGCCAAUGCAUCCAUUAGUCCUAUAAUAUUUGUGACUCUUAUUAUAGUGUAUAUCAAGAAACAUAUGCAUACGAGGGAAGAGGGAUUGCUUUACAUGAAAUAUACGAAGAUACGAUUAAAAACAAUACGUUCUAGUCAUAACUCAGACACUGUAUUACACAAAACUAAUGCUCAAAGAAUCAUGAAAUCCAAGAGUACAGAAACUAUCUAUCGCCCAUUAGAAGAUCUUAGUGUUGCCAAUGAAAUUAAGAAAAUGAUUGAACAGCUCUGGAAACCUGCAAAAGUUGGUAUCGGACGUGAUGCCAAAGGUCUAUAUCACUCAUCAAUUAAAAUCGUUGACAUCAAGUUAAUUGGUAACAAAGAGGUGUUUCAUUUAUACUCACAACGUAAAAGAAUGAUACAAAAAUUUGCUUCAACCAUUGGAGGUAAACUUAUUCCACCUGAGAAAUAUUCAGCCGAGAUUGGUCCAAUUCAAACAGCUAAACUUUUAAAAAGUGUCCCGUUCUUAGUAAGGAACUUAAACAAUGAUAUAAAUGAACAUUACUUAUUCCAUGGAACGCCAGUGUCGAAUAUUGCAUCAAUCCAGAAGUAUGGUUUCUUCAUGGAAAAAUACAAGCAUUCAAUGUUAGGGAAAGGAAUUUAUUUCACGGAAGAUCCAGUUAAAGCCGACCAAUAUACAGGAAAAGAAAAUGACGUCAUCGAUGACGCCACCAAUCCAUUGUGUUGUAUGAUACUGUGCAGGGUGUUGCUAGGCGAUAGUGUGAUACAAAAGCGUCACGUGAAAAAUCCUACAAUCACUUCUACAGCUACCUCAGCGCCGUGUAAAACAUGUUUUAAACCAAACCCACAUUGCAAGUGUAGAAGGUCUAUUAAAUUUGAUUCUGUGAUUUUUGAAGGAUUGCUAUUCCGGGAGUUCGUAGUUUAUGAAACGUGUUUAUGUUUCCCGGAGUUUGCUAUCUUAUACAACAGAGUCAAAAGCAAUGCAUAUACUUUGCAAUUAGGUUGACAAGUUUUAAAGCAGCAGGCCUCCAGAAGAUAACAGAAAUACGAAUGUUUCAAAAUCCCUCCUCAAAAACAUUAUAUAGUUUAAAGAAAUAGAAGUGACACUUCAAAAUGUUUAUAUUUUAACAUUCUUGCUCUGAAAACCAACAGUUUGCUUUUCCGCCAACGGAAAACACCUUCAGUUUUUCUCCCACGGAAUUCCUUCAUCCGGGUUUUUUUUCUAGUAUAGACAGUAUCGCGACCAGUGAUCCGGAACCCACAGAAUGCGGGAUCGUAUCAAACUUAGAGGGGAACGAAUAAACUGCUUUGGUUUUGAUAUUUGUAAUAUUCUAUGGCACUAAAAUUAUAAUUGAUUAAUUUCAUAAUAUAAAUGAUGACCAAUAUAUCGAUUUAAACUUAAACUUAUUGCAUACACAAAGUGGCACCAGCGUUCGUACCACAAAAAUCAGUUUGUCUCUGUCCUUAUCAUAGUUAAGAAACGGAAAUGUGUUGUCAGUGUCUCUUAGAAAUGUUUAAUAAAUUUUGAUUAAACUUUCAUUCAUUGAUAUUAUUUCACUUGAAAAGGUAUCUUGAAUUGAUAUUUGUGUUUAUAAUUUAAACAUUAAUUGUUGGCACGUUUUGUGAAUUGUAAAUAAAAGACCACCCGUUAGUUACCAACAAAUGAUAUCAAGUUACAUGUCAGUAGAUCAACUUUAAUAACAUCAGCAAUAAAUACCAUAGGUACUACAGUGAGGACACAAAAAUUGGCAAAAAUAAGGUCGGCAGAUGGUGGAGAUAGGUCUGAAGUCGACUUGGUGGCAACUGGAACAAAUGCCCUACGCUACAAAAAAGAAAUACACAAAGAACAAAUCGAUGGUCAAGAAAACGACCAUGCCACGCGGAAAUUUCACGGACAUAUUGAUUGGGUUUGGGCUUAAUAAUGUGCAAGACAGACCCUCUAAACUUGUAGAAAAUCGAAUUUGCAAAGAAAUCAGACUAACUGUCUAUUAACGGCUCGUUCUAGAAUAUUGGCUUUAUAAAAGUAAAUUUCUGAAACUUUA
This is a messenger RNA of Ruditapes philippinarum (Manila clam), 2981 nucleotides long. RefSeq lists its product as uncharacterized. Lineage: Eukaryota; Metazoa; Mollusca; Bivalvia; Venerida; Veneridae. The transcript has 5 exons. Bases 371 to 1945 code for a protein of 524 amino acids. Gene Ontology annotation, molecular function: NAD+ poly-ADP-ribosyltransferase activity. The record is from RefSeq and is a predicted model, not a curated record.